GUUUCAAUGUACUUUCAGGGUGGGGAGAGGUGCACGGAAGGUGUCAAUGUGGUGGGAAGGUUCGAGGAAGGAAGGAAAGGAAGAAAACGAAAGAGGUGAGUUCAAGAGGUGGACUAUGGACGGAUCGCCCCACCCACGCUCUUCAAAUUACGGUGGUUAGAAAUAGAGGAUGUACAGAGAGGGUAAAAUAGAAUGGAUCGGUGGUUAGAAAGACCAAUUAAAGAUCAGCAAUUGAGAAACCGCGUGCGGCACACCAUCCCUCAGGAGGAAACUGCAAUGCAACCAUGAAGCACUCACCAUGCGCAUAGUUUUUUUAUUUUUUUAUUUUUUUGUAUUUUAAAAUGAAAUAGGAAAAGAGGAUGAGAUGUGAAAGGCAAUGCUGCUAGCUGCUGCUGCUGCCGUCUUUAUUUGAACAAUACGUAUGAUGUUAUGUAAAAUUUCGAUAUUAAGUAUGUAUGGAGCUUAUUAGUCUUUCGGACAUGGUUUAUCUGACAAUAGUAAGUAAGACAAUCCUCUUUUUAACUGUUUGUUUUGUUUGACGCCCGCAUGGUGGACUGACGGAGAAUAAAUUUAGAUUCAUUUUGGUAAACGCGAGAGAAACAAGGGCAACCAUUCCUCCUCUCUUCUCUUCUUUCCAUCUAUCAGGUUUCAGACCUCAUCUGAGCGCUGGGGAUUAACGAAGAGUCGCUGCGUUCUGACUCCUCCUGAUCCAGACAGAGUCUUGGAUUGGAUUUCUGUGGUAGUUGUUUGCACAAGAAUCUCAGGCCCAACCUUCCCCUCUUCUUUUCUUUCUUUCGCUGCAUACAUGCGCGUGCAUGUAUAUGUAGAAGAGAUGCUCGUCUUACUAGGAGCAGGAGGAAGAUGACCAUAUCAAAUCAUCAAUCUUGAGUGACAGAGAUUGAGAGAGACAAUUAUAGAUAACAUGAGUAGACAAUCGGUCGCAGUAGAAGCAGGUGCUUCUCACUUCACCACCUGCCUCUUUCACAAGUUUAUGUGUGGUGCCUGUCUCGAUCCUUCAUACUCCCCAAACUCUUCUGGUAAAGGCAAAAGUAAAUCUUCCAUUAAAAAAUCGUCCCAUGGCUUCCACUUGGUCGAGGGCAAGUCUGGUCAUGCUAUGGAAGAUUACCAUGUCGCUGAAUACAGGAAAGAGAAGAAUCAUGAACUUGGUUUGUUUGCCAUCUUUGAUGGUCAUCUUGGCAAUCGUGUACCUAGUUAUUUGAAAGAUCAUCUUUUCAACAACAUCCUUGACGAGCCCAAUUUCUGGAAAGAUCCUGCCACUGCCAUUAAGAACGCUUAUCGCUCCACCAAUCAUUUCAUUUUGGAGAACUCCAUGGAAUUAGGCCCUGGGGGCUCUACCGCUGUCACUGCAAUUGUUAUCGACGGCAAAGGCAUAUGGGUCGCAAACAUUGGUGACUCUAGAGCUGUUGUGUGUGUAGGAGGCUUCGCCAAUCAACUUACAGUGGACCAUGAGCCACACACUGAAAGAAAAAGGAUUGAGAAGCAGGGUGGCUUUGUCAUAACCUUUCCUGGAGAUGUACCCAGGGUUAAUGGCCAACUUGCAGUUGCACGAGCUUUUGGGGAUCAAAGCCUUAGAGCGCAUUUAAGCUCAGAGCCUGAUGUGAGAUAUGUGCCUAUAGACUCAACUAUGGACUUUGUUAUCUUAGCGAGCGAUGGAUUGUGGAAGGUCAUGAAGAAUCAGGAGGCAGUUGAUUUAGUGAAACCAAUCAAGGAUCCAAGAGCGGCAGCUAAGCGCUUGACAACUGAGGCACUGGCAAGAAAGAGUAAAGAUGAUAUAUCAUGCAUUGUGAUCCGGUUUGGAUGAACCAGUGAGAGAGCACAUUGCCCCUACUUACCAAGGCCGCUUGCUUUGUUCAUGUCUUCUCUGUAAAAUGGUCAGCUGAUUGGGUGUGUCCGUAGGAAGCUUGGUUUGAGGCCUUUUUUGCUUGUGUUGUAGUAGUUUUGCUUUCAAAGAAAGGGAGUUAAGGUGGAAAUGUGUGCAUUUUUUUUUACCAAGGAAAGAUUUUCCUCAUCGAUCCAUGAGCCACCCUCUACCUCCCUAUACAGGGGGGGGGGGGUGUCCAUAGAGAUGAUUCAUGGGGAGUGGCAAGCUUGUUUCGCUGGAUUGAUGAUGAUAGAUAGAGAAACAAGGUGGUCUUAGGUUUUUAUUUAAUUCUGUGUACAUAACACAAUUUUCGUGUGCUGUCUUUGUUGCUGUGAUGAUAAUAAAUGCUUUGGUUUGGUAUA
Messenger RNA from Populus trichocarpa (black cottonwood), 2244 nucleotides. Its product is annotated as probable protein phosphatase 2C 44. The record is from RefSeq and is a predicted model, not a curated record. The transcript has 5 exons. Gene Ontology annotation, molecular function: protein serine/threonine phosphatase activity. Gene Ontology annotation, cellular component: nucleus; cytosol. Gene Ontology annotation, biological process: protein dephosphorylation. The coding region runs from base 923 to 1822 and encodes 299 amino acids. Lineage: Eukaryota; Viridiplantae; Streptophyta; Magnoliopsida; Malpighiales; Salicaceae.